AUGCAAUACGAUAACAACAACACUAUUAUUGUUGGUGGAUCUCCUACCUCCUGGAUGACCUAUGAUGACAACACCGAAGUCAGUGACAAUCUUAAAGCUACUGUCAAUGCCUUGAAAAAAACUAGCAUUGAAAAGUCAAAGCGCAAGCAAGUCAAAAAUGCCUGCGUCAAUUGUCAAAAAGCCUGCAAGAAGUGUGACGAUGGCAGACCUUGCAAGCGUUGUGUCAAACUCGGUUUGACCAGCACAUGUAGAGAUUCUGACCGUAAAGAGCGCAAGAAGGGUGUUAAGCGUGGACCUUACAAGAAGCGCCAAGCUUACAUCAAGGAUAAGCCAGUGUACCCUAAAUUGACAGAAGAGAAUUGGACAACACCCAUUUAUGAGAGAGUACCUCAAGUUUUAAGUCACAGUAAUAACCAAUCAAUUUACACGGAUUUCUACGAUGAAUCUUAUUGCGUACCAAGUCAAAGUGGCAGUAGCUUAUCACCAGUAAGCUCGAGCAGCUUUGUCGACGAAUCGGAUGAAACGUUGCACUAUGCAUAUGGUUACGGCUACACAAACAAUACUAUCACCACCAGUCCAUCCGCUACAAGUAUGUUGGACCACCAAACUAUUUCUGGCAAUGUUACGCCUCUUCAAGACUCUUCUUAUUCGUGGGACGAUAUUGAGAACUAUAGUCCAAUCGGCUCUAACCCGAUCAUGAUGAACCAAUUUCCUACCACUGCUAUUUAUCAGCAAAAGGACAUCACCAAUAGUUUUAAUGACUUCACCUUGUUACAACAGCUACCUGCCAACAACAAUUAUUGGUACACUAAUGAUAUGCCUAUAGAUUAUCAGCCUCAACCUCAACAAAACUACUUUGAAUACUCUAUCCCACCUCAAUAUAACACAUGGUCUUAUUCAAAUUAG
This is a messenger RNA of Mucor mucedo, 906 nucleotides long. RefSeq lists its product as uncharacterized. Gene Ontology annotation, biological process: cellular response to starvation; regulation of DNA-templated transcription. Lineage: Eukaryota; Fungi; Mucoromycota; Mucoromycetes; Mucorales; Mucoraceae. Gene Ontology annotation, molecular function: zinc ion binding; RNA polymerase II transcription regulatory region sequence-specific DNA binding; DNA-binding transcription factor activity, RNA polymerase II-specific. The record is from RefSeq and is a predicted model, not a curated record. The transcript has 3 exons. Gene Ontology annotation, cellular component: nucleus. Bases 1 to 906 code for a protein of 301 amino acids.